Messenger RNA from Saccharomycopsis crataegensis, 984 nucleotides. It is a transcript of the gene RTS3, whose product is annotated as Rts3p. Lineage: Eukaryota; Fungi; Ascomycota; Saccharomycetes; Ascoideales; Saccharomycopsidaceae. The transcript has a single exon. The coding region runs from base 1 to 984 and encodes 327 amino acids. The record is from RefSeq and is a predicted model, not a curated record.
AUGAACCAAGACAACAAUAAUAAACCGGUUUAUAACCCAACAAGACACAAACGCCACCACUUGCUGCUGCUGCUGCUGCUGCUGCUCCUGCUGUCCAACUCUUCCUCAUCCUUCAUCCCUUCAUCGUCCACCACUUGGGACUACUCUCCAUCCCUUGCCCCCUCAAGAACCUCGGAUUCUGGCCCAGAAAUAAAACUACCAAUGACCCCCGAGAGUAAAUCUUCUCCGUUGAUGAAUUUGAAUUUGCCCUUGGAUUCUCGCAACGACACAUACACCACCGCCAGUGCCAGUGCCAGGCUAAGAAGGCCUUCCAAUGACCUGGUGAUGGUGGCCAGGAAAAAGAUUUCUUCUCCUGAUUUGUCAAGAAGUUUUGCCUCCUCUUCUUCAGCCUCUUCCACUCCAAGAAACUCAUUUUCCAGCAAUAAUAAUAAUAAUAAUAAUGCUAAUGCUAAUAAUGCUAACGCCCCCAGGAUGGGGAGUGGGGAAAUUAUUGAUUUGAUGGAACGUGAACAAGACGCUAUUGUGUUGAAAUUGAUGAGAGAAAUCAACCAACUAAAAGAAGAAAAUAAAAUCUUGAAAGCCCAGAUCAACAAUAACCCCAAUAUCGGAGUCUCUAGAAGCUCGUCGCUAUCCGGAGGAGCUUGCUCUAGAAGAUUCUCAUCGUCCUUAGUCGAUAAUGAUGGGUCAUGUCCGAGAAAACGGUUUUCCACUUCCAGUAGAACAGGCAAUAAUAAUAAUAAUAAUCAUCAUCAUCAUAGGUUCAGUGAUGUCUCUGCCAACUCUACAACCCUUAGUCCAUUCCAUAAUUAUAAAUUAGACAGUAAUCCUGACGAUUCAGCUAUAGUGAUUAGUGAUAAUGACAAAAUAAUGCUGCCGGGGCCAAAUAUUCCGAGAAAUGGUAAAGAGUUGCGAAAUGUCGAUGCUUCGGAUAAUAAAAUGGGCAAAUCUUCAGAUAUUCUUCAAUCAUCACUUGAAGAUUAUUAG